GUGAUACAGCAUGUCGAUAUUGAUCUAGUUCUAGUUCAAUAUUGAUCGAUCGCGUUGUGAUAUUGUUUUAGAAUAGAACUGAAUUAAAACUGACAAAAGUUAAUGUGUUAACUAAACCUAAAACUCUUAGAGUAGAAGAACGGUUCAAGUUAUUAAUUUAAAGGAAAGAGACGAUGUAUAACCCACAAUGGGUAAACAAAAUAGUAAAUUGAAACCGGAAGUCUUAGAAGAUCUUAAACAAAAUACGGAGUUUACAGAUGCUGAAAUACAAGAAUGGUAUAAGGGAUUUUUAAAAGAUUGCCCAAGCGGGCACUUAUCUGUUGAAGAGUUUAAAAAAAUUUAUGGAAAUUUUUUUCCGUACGGAGAUGCCAGUAAGUUUGCUGAGCAUGUUUUCCGUACUUUUGAUGCUAAUGGUGAUGGUACUAUCGACUUUAGGGAGUUUCUUUGUGCACUAAGUGUUACAUCCCGUGGAAAAUUAGAACAAAAACUUAAAUGGGCCUUUUCUAUGUAUGAUUUAGAUGGAAAUGGUUAUAUUUCUCGACAGGAAAUGCUCGAAAUAGUUACAGCAAUUUAUAAAAUGGUUGGUUCUGUAAUGAAAAUGCCUGAAGACGAGAGCACUCCUGAGAAACGAACGGAUAAAAUAUUUCGACAAAUGGAUCGUAACAAAGAUGGGAAAUUGAGUUUGGAAGAAUUUAUAGAAGGCGCUAAAAGUGAUCCAUCUAUUGUGCGUUUAUUACAAUGUGAUCCUCAAACACAUUAAUUUUUAUAUAUAAUUAAAAUGUAACAAGCAAUAAACAAUUAUAUUUAAAUAAAUGAAAUUAUAUACGAAAU
Molecule: messenger RNA, 831 nt
Organism: Teleopsis dalmanni
Lineage: Eukaryota; Metazoa; Arthropoda; Insecta; Diptera; Diopsidae
Gene: Nca
Product: neurocalcin homolog
Exons: 5
Coding region: 188-760 (190 amino acids)
Molecular function (GO): calcium ion binding
Source: RefSeq, a predicted model, not a curated record